AUGGUAGAUGAUGCAAAGAGUUUGAAUGUACCGUAUCUUAACGCAUAUCUUAAUUCCAUUGGAACAAACUUCACACAUGGUGCAAAUUUUGCUGCCGGAGGAGCCACCAUCAGGCUACCAUCCAGUAUUAUACCUAAUGGUUUAUCUAGUCCAUUCUUUCUUGAGGUGCAAUACCUUCAGUUGGUACAAUUCAGACUCAAAUCACAAGUAAUAAAGAAACAAGGUGGUGUAUUUGCAUCGCUGAUGCCAAAGGAUGAAUAUUUUUCAAAGGCUUUGUACACAGUUGAUAUUGGACAUAAUGAUAUUGGAGAUGCAUUUUUGAGUAAUAUGUCAAUUGAACAAGUAAAUUCAUCUGUCCCUGAUAUGAUCAAUCAAUUUUCAGAAAACAUUAAGAACAUAUACAACUUAGGAGGUAGAUCAUUUUGGAUUCAUAAUACUGGACCAAUCGGUUGCCUUCCUUACAUGUUGGCCAAUUUCCCCGGAGAAAAGGACGAAGCCGGCUGCUUGAAACGUUUCAAUGAAGUUUCUCAAUACUUCAACUUUAAGUUGAAUGAGUCAAUUGCUCAACUCAGAUCGGAUUUUCCUUUGGCUGCAUUCAUAUAUGUUGAUGUCUAUUCUGUCAAGUACUCUUUGUUUAGAUCGCCCCACAAAUACGGAUUUGAGUUUCCACUUGUAGCAUGUUGUGGGUAUGGAGGUAAAUACAACUUCAACAAUAGCGGUCAAUGUGGAGAUACAGUGGCAGUAAAUGGCACAAAUAUAGUAGUGAGUUCAUGUGAUGAACCAUCGGUUCGAGUCAUUUGGGACGGAAUUCAUUAUACUGACUCAGCCAAUCAAUUUGUUUUCAAUCAAAUUGCUACAGGACUCUUCUCUCAUCCACCUCUUCCCUUGAAAUUGUCGUGUUGA
Mercurialis annua (annual mercury) is the source of this 903-nucleotide messenger RNA. RefSeq names its product GDSL esterase/lipase ENOD8-like. Gene Ontology annotation, molecular function: hydrolase activity, acting on ester bonds. Lineage: Eukaryota; Viridiplantae; Streptophyta; Magnoliopsida; Malpighiales; Euphorbiaceae. The record is from RefSeq and is a predicted model, not a curated record. The transcript is spliced from 5 exons. Bases 1 to 903 code for a protein of 300 amino acids.